This is a messenger RNA of Salvelinus fontinalis (brook trout), 1733 nucleotides long. Its product is annotated as gastrula zinc finger protein XlCGF7.1-like. The transcript is spliced from 2 exons. Lineage: Eukaryota; Metazoa; Chordata; Actinopteri; Salmoniformes; Salmonidae. The record is from RefSeq and is a predicted model, not a curated record. Gene Ontology annotation, molecular function: DNA-binding transcription factor activity, RNA polymerase II-specific; RNA polymerase II cis-regulatory region sequence-specific DNA binding. The coding region runs from base 172 to 1059 and encodes 295 amino acids. Gene Ontology annotation, biological process: regulation of transcription by RNA polymerase II. Gene Ontology annotation, cellular component: nucleus.
UGUCCGUUUGUCUUUAUUACUACAGGCCGACUCAGAUUAAGUCUGAGGCCGGUAACAUCAACAGUGAGGACAAACCCAUCCUGCCACUCUCCUUCCACACUGAGUAGAAACCUACAGUCACUGGGUCCUGAUUGUGACAGUGGAGCACAGUUUGCACUGCAGGAUCCAGAAAUGGCAUCAGUGAAGCUGGAGGACUGCAGUCAAACACUGGAGCUGAAUGUCAACAUUAAAGAUGAAGAAGAGGAAGAGAAGAUUGGGAAAUCUGUUUCUCAUGGAGACCAUUUUGAGACAUGCUCUACAUCCAGAGAUCAACAGCAGGAAGAUCACAGAGCUAAGAGGUCUCACCACUGCCCACAUUGUGUGGAGAUUUUCCCAUUUCUAUCAAAGCUAAAAAUACACCUAAAAAUACACACAGGAGAGAAGCCUUACUUCUGUUCUGACUGUGGGGUGAGUUUCUCUCGACUGGAUACCUUAAAAACACACCAACGUAUACAUACGGGAGAGAAGCCUUACUACUGCUCUGACUGUGGGGAGAGUUUCUCUCAAAUGAGCAGCUUAAAAGCACACCAACAAAUACAUACAGGAGAGAAGCCCUACUCCUGCUCUGAUUGUGGGAAGAGUUUCUCCCGAUCGGAUCACUUAAAAUCACAUGAACGUAUACAUACAGGAGAGAAGCCUUACUACUGCUCUGACUGUGGAAAACGUUAUUCCCGAUUGGCUCACUUAAAAUCACAUGAACGUAUACACACAGGAGAGAAGCAUUACUACUGCUCUGAUUGUGGAAAAUGUUUUAAAACGUCAAAUGAGCUAAAACGUCAUCAGAGAACACACACAGGAGAGAAGCCUUACUUCUGCUCUGACUGUGGGAAGAGUUUCUCCCGUUUGGAUACCUUAAAAACACAUGAACGUAUACAUACAGGAGAAAACCCUUACUCCUGCUCUGACUGUGGGAAGAGUUUCUCCCGUUUGGAUACCUUAAAAACACAUGAACAUAUACAUACAGGAGAAAACCCUUACUCCUGCUCUGACUGUGUAAAAUGCUUCAAAACAUCAACUUAGCUAAAAGUUCAUCAGAGAACACACACACAGGUGAGAUGCCUUACUCCUGCUCUGACUCUGGGAAAUGUUUUAAAACAUCAACUAUGCUGAAACGUCAUCAGAGAACACACACAGGAGAGAAGCCUUACUCCUGCUCUGGCUGUGGGAAGAGUUUCUCUUACCAGAGCAGUUUAAAAACACACAAACUUUUACACGUAGGAGAGAAGCCUUACUCCUGCUCUGUGGAAGGGUGGGCGUGUAACUCUAACGUCUAGCCAAAGGCUGCGUGUUUGAAUCUCAUCAGGGAGGACUUUAGUAUUUUAGCUUUUAAGCAACUUUGCAACUACUUACUACUCUUUAGCUAUUACUUAGCAUUUUAGCUUAGCAUGUAACUACUUAGCAUGUUAGCUAACCUUUCCCCUAAACCCAUUUAACUCUACCUUAAACCCCUCACCCCUAACCUAGCUAACGUUAGCAACAACAAAUUGGAAUUCAUAACAUAUCAUACAUAUAACAAGUUCGUAACAUAUUGUAUGAAUAGCAAUGCUUAAAAUAACAUACGAAUUGUAAUUCUUAACAUAUGUUACGUCCUACAAGUCAUAUUAUACUGAACAACAAUCUAAACGCAACAAUUUCAAAGAUUUACAGUUUUUAUAAGGAAGUCAGUCAAUUGUAAUAAAUAAUGAGGCCCUAAU